Necator americanus (New World hookworm) is the source of this 285-nucleotide messenger RNA. RefSeq lists its product as uncharacterized. The transcript is spliced from 2 exons. Lineage: Eukaryota; Metazoa; Nematoda; Chromadorea; Rhabditida; Ancylostomatidae. The record is from RefSeq and is a predicted model, not a curated record. The coding region runs from base 1 to 285 and encodes 94 amino acids.
AUGGGAAAAGAUGGAAGUCCCAUUCAACGAGGUCUACGGCAUAUCCAGGAUAUAUUAUUAUUAUUAUUAUUAUUAUUAUUAUUAUUAUUAUUAUUAUUAUUAUUAUUAUUAUUAUUAUUAUUAUUAUUAUUAUUAUUAUUAUUAUUAUUAUUAUUAUUAUUAUUAUUAUUAUUAUUAUUAUUAUUAUUAUUAUUAUUAUUAUUAUUAUUAUUAUUAUUAUUAUUAUUAUUAUUAUUAUUAUUAUUACUAUUAUUAUUACUAUUAUUAUUAUUAGAUAUUAGUUAA